Molecule: messenger RNA, 5216 nt
Organism: Mustela erminea (ermine)
Lineage: Eukaryota; Metazoa; Chordata; Mammalia; Carnivora; Mustelidae
Gene: KCNG2
Product: potassium voltage-gated channel modifier subfamily G member 2
Exons: 6
Coding region: 1751-3133 (460 amino acids)
Biological process (GO): potassium ion transmembrane transport; protein homooligomerization
Cellular component (GO): voltage-gated potassium channel complex; membrane
Molecular function (GO): voltage-gated potassium channel activity; protein binding
Source: RefSeq, a predicted model, not a curated record
GCUCCGGAGAAGCCGCGGUCAGGCGAGCCGAGCGGCGGCCCCGAGUCCGGGCCCCGAGUGCUCUGCAGUACCUCGCAGCACGUGGGGCCUGUCUGGCCUUCCAAGAAGUCGGACUAAGCCGUUGGGUGGUCUACAAAGACGUCUCCCCGCGCCGCUGGUCCGAGAGCUGCCCGCCGUGGAAAGCAGUGGCCUUGCCUGGGAUUCGCAGGGGCUCCGUGACCGUGGAGACCGGUGGCUUCUGGUGCGGCCGACACGGCGCACAGAGCACAUCUCCGGGGUCGGUGCCAGGACAGCCCCCCACGAAGGGCCAUUGUAUCGCGGGACUUGAGCCCACUGGCCGAGGUCCGACGGACGGCACCAUUUGCGAAGGGGCCCCUGGGAUGAGCCACCACGCGGGGACACCGACCUGAGGUACGUUCUGGCAUGUUCUGUGGAACAUGUGUGUUCUACAUGUAUGUUCUGGAAACACGGUUUCCAGAAGUCCCGGGGUCCGGCAGAUUACCCAGAUCUUUCAACCCCCGCGCACUGACGGGCCCUUGGGAGCGCGCAGCUGAUUGAGCUACAAAACGACUCCCUCAUCCUGUUCCCCGGACUUAGUGUGCGACUCAGAAGGGGUGUGGGGGGGAGGGGGAGGGACCGAAGCCCCGGGCAGCCCAGACAGGCUUCCACACGUGCGUGUCGCGUAAGCUGGGUUAGUUCUCUGUCCCUCGUUUGAGACCCGAUGCCGGUAUUCCCAGCAGAAACUGCUUCAGGUUCCGCAAUCCCGGGGGAGGGUGUGCGGUGCUUCCCUCUGGGGCGCAGGACCUUCAGCACCUUCCCGGGAGCUGCAGCCGCUGGUCCACGCCCGUCAGCCUCACAGGGCUCUGGGCACUCGGGACGGUGUCCCCGUGAGGGCCACAGGCUGCCCCCGCAAGUCUUCCCUGACAAAUCGCUGCUGUUUCCUGCCAUUUUGAGAGCAGAUGCCUUGUGACCUCAGGAAGGAGGUUCUGUCUGGGAGCCUGGGGGGAGGUGGGGUGGGGGUGGGGCAGGGAACUCUCAGAGCUCUGCACUCCUCUGAGUCUUUGAUUUGGGGGAGCAACAGGAAGUCUUGGCAGCAAGUUCCUGGGACCCAAAUGAUGACUGCUUUCCGGUAAGUGAAACCUGGCUCCUUCAACACAACAACUUCCACUUUUCCCCAACUCCUUGCUUCUGAGAGGCUCUCCUGGUUCUCCAGACCUUUCUGGGUGCCCAGAGCACCCUCUUAUUUCUCCUAUAGACCCCACCUUGCAGCUGGGGGUGCUGGGCUCUCUGUCCCCCAAACUGGAACGCCAAGGAGCCACGUCCUCCGUGUCAGGUGUGUGGCACACGUGUUCGCCCCGUGCGGCUGACGGCCGAGUGCACACGGGAUUCAACCUUGAUCACUGCCUCUCGCUUCCAGGCACCAGCUGCCCUUCCAGAGCCCAAGAGCCCACCACCCGCAGCUUGAUGAAAACGUCCCCUCUGUCUUUCCCCCUUGACCUUUAUUCGAGGUGCCGUGAGCCUGCGGGGCAUCGGGUCGGUGGCCCACCCUUGGCCACUGCCCUCCUCCCGGGGAGGUGAAUUGACAGGAAGGCACCACCUAAGCGGGCCUGCGGGGGCUGAAGGGGUCCGUUCCGCGGUCCCGUGCAGGUGGGACAACCCGGCUUCUUCCCAGGCCCGAUACCCCGCGCGCCCUGACCCCUCCGUUCCUUCGCAGGCGCUGCGACCCGAGUCCCGCCGGGCGCCGGGGGCCAUGGCGCGGCUCCCCGAGCCCGCGAGCGGCCGGCGCGUGGUCAUCAUCAACGUGGGCGGCUGCAGGGUGCGCCUGGCCUGGGCGGCGCUGGCGCGCUGUCCCCUCGCGCGCCUGGAGCGCCUGCGGGCCUGCCGCGGCCGCGACGAGGUCCUGCGCGUGUGCGACGACUACGACGCCAGCCGCGACGAGUUCUUCUUCGACCGCAGCCCGUGCGCCUUCCGCGCCAUCGUGGCGCUGCUGCGGGCCGGCAAGCUGCGGCUGCUGCGCGGCCCCUGCGCGCUGGCCUUCCGCGACGAGCUGGCCUACUGGGGCACGGACGAGGCCCGGCUGGAGCGCUGCUGCCUGCGCCGUCUGCGCCGCCGCGAGGAGGAGGCGGCCGAGGCGCGCGCGGGGCCGCCGGGGAGCCCGGGGAACGCGGGGCCCGGACGGCGCCUGCGGGACCUGCUGGACGACCCGCGCUCCGGACCCGCCAGCAAGCUCGUCGCCUGCGUGUCCGUCGCCUUCGUGGCUGCCACGGCGGUCGGCCUCUGCCUGAGCACCAUGCCGGACAUCCGCGCGGAGGAGGAGCGGGGCGAGUGCUCCCCCAAGUGCCGCAGCCUCUUCGUGCUGGAGACGGUGUGCGUGGCCUGGUUCUCCUUCGAGUUCCUGCUGCGCUCGCUGCGCGCCGAGAGCAAGUGCGCCUUCCUGCGGACGCCGCUCAACGUCAUCGACCUCCUGGCCAUCCUGCCCUUCUACGUGUCGCUGCUCGCGGGGCUGGCGGCGGGGGGCGCGGGCGCGGGCGCGGGGGGCGCGGCGCUGCUGGAGCGCGCGGGGCUGGCGCUGCGGCUGCUGCGGGCGCUGCGCGUCCUCUACGUGAUGCGCCUGGCGCGCCACUCGCUGGGGCUGCGCUCGCUCGGCCUGACCGUGCGCCGCUGCGCGCGCGAGUUCGGGCUCCUGCUGCUCUUCCUCUGCGUGGCCACCGCGCUCUUCGCCCCGCUGGUGCACCUGGCCGAGCGCGAGCUGGGCGCGCGCCGCGACUUCUCCAGCGUGCCCGCCUGCUACUGGUGGGCCGUCAUCUCCAUGACCACCGUGGGCUACGGCGACAUGGUGCCGCGCAGCCUGCCCGGGCAGGUGGUGGCGCUCGGCAGCAUCCUCAGCGGCAUCCUGCUCCUGGCCUUCCCCGUCACGUCCAUUUUCCACACCUUCUCGCGCUCCUACUCCGAGCUCAAGGAGCAGCAGCGGCGGCGCGCCGCCAGCCCCGAGCCGGCCCUGCGCGAGGACAGCGCGCGCUCGGCCCCGGCCACCGAGGACGGCCUGCAGGGGCCCGCCACAGCCGCCCACGCCGGGGUCCCCGCACCUGGGGGGUGGCCGCGACUGUGGCCCCCAAGAGGCCGCUCCUCCUGAGCUUCCUCAGGAAUAGAAGCGCGUCACCCCCCAACCCCAUCCCACGGGCGACCUCGGGGUGGGGGUCCUGGAUCCCUCCAGGUACCCACUGCAUGUCCCUCUGGGCAGCGCAGCCCUAACUCGGAGGGAGGGGGACUGAUCCUCCGCUUCUGGUCAUUGCUUCCCUCUUUCCUCCUUCCCUCCGGAGUUCGGAUUCCCCAGCCCAGAAAUUCCGAGACCGUAGCGAAUGCCAGGCGGCCGCCCGUGUCCACAGGCCGUAUCCUCUGCUUCCCGGCCCCUUGGCUGGCAGCUCCUGGAGGAGCGAUCUGCGGUGGGCAGUCUGCGGGGGGGCUCCUGCUUCUGCAGGGUCAUCCACCGUGGGCAUCCCACUGCGACACACGCACACACACACACACACACACACACACGGCUUCUUCUUGCCCAGCUGGAGACGGGCCGGCUUCACUGACAGCCUUCUGUCGGCUCCAAGUUCUCGGAGGGUCAGCGCAGGGAGCCACACCAUGUCACACCAGCAGCCAGGGCAGUUGCGCCACUAUCCUGCUGAGGGGAAAAGCCAUACAGCUUUAUCGGAGGUCUAAGCCUGUGGAAAGGGACCUUCAUCUACUCUGAUUAGAGCCCCACUUCUCGUGGGGCUCGGGAGCCUGUGCCCCGCUGGCCGAUGUGAUGACGGGGCCCCAGCUCCUUCCCACACACCCAGCGGCUGUGAGUGGAACCAAAGAAAGAAGCCACAGGUGACUUUUCAAGAACGGAGAUGGGCUUAUGGCGAAAAACGCCUCUGCGUGCUUGACUGCUCUUCAUUUCACCAUCGGGAUUUUUACUGCAUGCAGAAUUAGCAGUUAAUUUUAACGAACUGAUUAUCAAAAAGAAAGUAAAAAUCUACCCUCAGAGCAAGACAAGGGUCCAGGCUGGGGAUGCCGGCUGCCGGAGAGAGACCACGUGGGUGUCACCCACACGGAGCUGCUCCAGGCCAGACUCACUCUUGGACCCUGGGGCUAGUGCGGGAGGGGUUUGGGGGGGGUCAUCCAAAAAUUUAGAAUAUCAUUUUCAUGUAUUUUCACCAUAUCUCUUUGAUAUUUCUGAGACCUUGCCCCCAAAUGUAAAUUGUCUCCGUGAAAAUAAAAGAAGAACUCAGUACACACAGCUCCAUUCCUACAGGCUUGACAAAACUGUCCACUUUUCUUCAAACACUUCCCUUGGCCUUUCUUUAAACAAAAGACUUCUCACCCUUUCAAGGCAUUCGGUGGUCAGGGCCUCCCCUGGCCUGGUCCUGCUGCUCUGUCGGGGGAGCUGGUCUGCCUUGGGGGGCCAGUCUGUCCUGGGGCACUGGUCUGUGCUGAGGGGCUGGUCUGGUCUGUCCCAGGACACUGGUAUGUCUAGGGAGCUGGUCUUUCCUGGGGGAGGGGUUGGUCUGGUCUGUCCCGGGAGCUGGUCUGCCCUGGGGGCUAGUCUGAGGGGGUGGGGUCGCUGGUCUGUCCUGGGGGACUGGUCUGUGGCUGAGGGGCUGAUCUGGCCCAGGAGACUGGUCUGUUUGGGGAGCUGGUCUGGCCCUGGGGGCCAGUAUGUCCUGGGGCACUGGUCUGUGCUGAGGGGCUAACCUGGUCUGGGGGGACUGGUCUGUCCAGGGGGCUGGUCUUUCCUAGCGAACUGGUCUGUCUGGGGGGAAGGGGUGGUCUGGUCUGUCCGGGGAGCUAGUCUGCCCUGGGGACUGAUCUGUCUGGGGGGUGAAGGGGGGCUGCUGGUCUGUCCAGAGGGUGGGGGCUGGUCUGUCUGGGGGGCUGGUAUGUCCGUGUGGGGGAACCAAGACAGCAGUCUGGUCCCUGCCCCUCACAGGGGCAGAGCUGGACCCCAAGAAGAGGGCACCCCCCCUUCUCUGAAGACCCGUGUGGCGAAGGAAGGAUGGGGACCCAUGAUUCACUGUGUCCUGGGCGCCCGCUUGGACUCCAUUCACGAGGCCACACGGAUCCGCAAGCGGUUUAUUGGGUUAAAGUCAGAGCGCAGAGACCCCGAGUGCUCCCCUUGCUGGGCACAUGCCGCACGGCCGCAGUCAGAGGGAGACACUUCAAUCUGGAGGCAAUUACGGCUA